Molecule: messenger RNA, 4464 nt
Organism: Panicum virgatum (switchgrass)
Lineage: Eukaryota; Viridiplantae; Streptophyta; Magnoliopsida; Poales; Poaceae
Product: leucine-rich repeat receptor-like serine/threonine-protein kinase RGI4
Exons: 2
Coding region: 1091-4144 (1017 amino acids)
Biological process (GO): protein phosphorylation
Molecular function (GO): protein kinase activity; ATP binding; receptor serine/threonine kinase binding
Source: RefSeq, a predicted model, not a curated record
CCCCCCCCCCCCCGCUCCACUCCACUGGCACUCGUCCCGCAACUCGUGGAGGAGGAAGAGGCCUCCACCCCAGUACCAUCCCUCCCGUCCGGGCCGGGCCUCUGUGCAGACCGCGAGGUGCCCAGCCUGUCGUUUCGAGACCCGAUGUUGUCCGGAGACGGAGUUAUGGCUCGAUCGGUCGGGAAGCCUUCACGCGGCUCCGCGCGGAGGAGGCCGUCCGCACCGUGGUGGCGCGGCAUUGUGGGGAGUGGAGCAUGCACCUUCACAAUGUGUUGCAGUCGGUUGGAGAUAACUCUGCAUCGGCAUCUGAUGUGGGGAGGCAGAGAAUGAUUUGGGGGCGAUGCAGAACCUUAUGCGAUAUGGUGCUGGAGAAGAAGAGGAUUUCAUCCAUCCAUGCUCUGACGAAUUCUACGGGAAUUCGCUGUCUAGAUGGGGGGCGGUCAGCUUCCCUUAUUUUCAUCGUCAACCCGGGUGCCGCGUCGCCAUCUCAGGUAAGUACGAGCCAAGACCCGAUGCGUAUACAAGUCACUCUAGGUAUACGCAGCGUUCAUUACACCUUCUUCGAUCCAGUAGUCAGUGGAAUGCUUUUGGCUUUGUGUUACUCUCACUGUCACACAUUAGAACAAAUAGCUGAAUCAGCACGUCAGUCAGCCAACUCUGGACCCGUCCAAAUUACCCAAAUGAGGGGGCGGAGAACAUCAAGAGACUUCUUCUUUUGAACUUUGACUGACAAUGAUAUUUUGAUUGUUUAGUUAGGUAUAAAGUAGAAGUUGCAUGGUUAGAUUUGUCAACAAUGGUAUUUUGCAAAUGAUGUAUAUUUGAAAUUACUGUGUUAAAUUAUUACAAAAAAGAGUGACUUAAAGAAUUGGAGGACAGCCUUAGCACUGGCACACGCUCACUCUCUUUCAGGCACCCUGAAGAACAAAACCUAAGGAAGCCAUUGCCCAGCACCCUGCACGCCAACUGAAGUAUCCGAAAAAGGUUUCUUUUUUUACCAUUUGUUGAGCUGGUGAAGAUCAGUAGGAGUUCAGGGAGAGGGAAAGAGGCCAAGCGAUCAAGUGGAGACCAAGACGCAAGUAGGUUCAAUUGGAUGACCAUGGAAGGGAUGAGGAGGUAUUGUCCCUUUGCCAUCCAUGGUUCCUUCCUUCUAAUACUUCUCCCCAGUUUGUUCUUGUUUCACCAUGCGCCCGUGGCUGCCGGUGCCGAUGCUCCGUCUUCCCAACCACAAUUAAGCAACGCGCAGGAGGCAAUUAUGGUGAAUAUCUCGAGCGCUGUGGGUAACAGCAGGUUUAACACCACCUCGAAUCCAUGCACCUGGAGCGGAGUCACCUGCACGCGCUCCGGUUCCUCUUGGGUGGUGACCAACAUCACCCUGUCCAACUAUGGAAUAUCAGACUCCUCCAUCUUCGCUUCCAUUUGCCGUAUCCAGACCUUGCAGUCCCUUGACCUCUCCAGAAAUUCCUUCACGGAUUUGUCCACCCAAUUCUUCCCCCCUCCUUGUUCAAUGAAGGAAGGGUUGCGUCUCCUCAAUCUGAGCAGCAACCAGUUACGUCACCCGCUCAGUAAUUUGUCGGGUUUCCGACAGCUGGAGGUUCUUGAUUUAUCCUCCAAUUUUUUCACCAGUACAAAUUUGAGUGCAGACUUGGGUUCUUUUCCCAAUUUGAGGAGCUUGAACCUUAGUUCCAAUGACUUGAAUGGUAAUGUUCCUACCAGUAUGGUCGACUCUUUGGUGGAGUUGGUGCUGUCUGGUAAUCAAUUGAUUGGUUCGAUUCCUUCUGGUUUGUUUAGAUAUGAAAAUAUUACUCUGCUGGAUCUCAGCCAGAACAAUCUAACUGGUCAUGUCCUAAAUGAGUUCAAGAGUCUUGCCAAGCUGGAGACUGUACUCCUUUCAGGGAAUAAACUGAGUGGGGAAAUACCAGCAAGUCUGUCGAAUGUAGCGACGCUGUCUCGGUUUGCAGCUAACCAGAACAAUUUUACUGGUCUAAUCCCCAGCUGGAUUACCAAACAUGUCAGGAUGUUGGAUUUGAGCUAUAACAAUUUGAACGGGGUGAUCCCCUCAGAUUUCCUUUCCCAUCCUGGGUUGCAGAGUGUUGAUCUGACCAGUAACCAGCUUGAAGGGCGUAUUCCCAGCUACCUGUCUCCAAGCCUCUAUCGCUUGAGGCUUGGUGGAAACAGGUUUCAUGGGAACAUCUCAAACUUCAUUUGUAAUGACACAGAAUUGGCUUAUCUUGAGUUGGAUAACAACCAGUUGACGGGAAACAUACCUUCAGAACUCGGUAAAUGCAACAGUUUGUCUAUGUUGAGUCUGGCAUCAAAUAAGCUGAAGGGUUCAGUGCCUGGUACUAUCGGUAAACUUGAGAAGCUGGUAGUUCUGAAGCUUCAAAACAACUCUCUCUCUGGACCUAUCCCGAAGACAUUUUCUGCAAACCUGAGUAUAUUGAAUCUUAGUCAAAAUUUAUUCAAUGGAGAGAUACCAAGUGAAAUUUUCAAGUUGCGAAGGCUUUCGAACUUGUAUUUGCAAGGCAAUAAGAUCAACGGUGCAAUUCCCGUCUCAAUUUCAUUAUCAUAUUCACUCAUUGAGCUCAAUCUUGGGGAUAAUGCUCUGGAUGGUACCAUCCCAACCAUGCCAAUCACUGUGAGCACCUCUCUUCUCAAUCUUAGUCAUAACUUUCUUACUGGACCUAUUCCUUCAAGCAUCAACUCUUUAAGUGGACUAGUGAUUCUUGAUCUUUCACACAACAAGCUAUCCGGUGAAGUGCCAUCUUCAUUAUGGAGUCUUCCAAGUUUGACACAGGUGGUGCUUUCUUAUAAUAAUCUUUCUGGAUCUCUACCUAGAUUCGGCCAAAAUGUGGAAAUCGAUAUAGAGGGGAAUGCUGAUCUAACAAAUGGUACUGGAAACAAUAACAGCACUUAUACUACUGGUAACAAAAAACUGCGCAAAGUUGUUGUCGUCGUCUUCACUAUUGCGGGCGCUUUUGUUGGAUUAUGUGUGCUUGCUGUUAUCAUUAUGACGUCGUUAUCGAAGAGAAUUUAUCGUGUCAAAGACGAAAGGCGAUCUGCUGGGGAGGGUGUUUCUGAAAUCAUCAAUGGCAACCUUGUUAUGAAAAACAACCAAACCUCUGCAACUGAGUUCAUGAAAGCAAAGCCAGAUAACUGGAAGAUCACACCUUUCCAAGCUCUGAACUUCGAGGUUGCAGACAUACUGCAGGAACUAACGGAGGAGAACUUCAUCGGCAGCGGUGGCUCAGGGCAUGUGUACCGUGUUACAUACACCAACCGGUACAACAGCAGCACUGGGGUAGUGGCCGUGAAACAGAUGCACAGCGUUGGCUGGCUGGAUGAGAAGCUGGAGCAUGAGUUUGAGUCCGAGGCGGGCAUCCUAUGCAACAUCCGGCACAACAACAUUGUCAAGCUGCUGUGCUGCCUCUCUAGCGCGGAGUCCAAGCUCCUUGUGUACGACUACAUGCACAACGGCAGCCUGGACAGAUGGCUCCAUGGAAGCGCCCUCCGCUCAGGGCACUCUAUGGUGAGGACACGGUCUGUGCAGCAUGUGCCGUUGGACUGGCCGACGAGGCUCAUAGUGGCUGUCGGGGCCGCGCAGGGGCUGUGCUACAUGCACCAUGACUGUUCACCACCCAUCAUUCACCGGGAUGUCAAGACGAGCAAUAUCCUACUGGACUCAGAGUUCCGAGCUAAGGUCGCGGACUUCGGGCUGGCCAGGAUGCUGGUGCGGGCAGGGGAGCCCAACACGAUGUCUGCAGUGGCAGGAUCAUUUGGCUACUUGGCUCCCGAGUAUGCUUACACGAGGAAGGUGAAUGAGAAGGUGGAUGUCUAUAGCUUUGGUGUGGUGCUCUUGGAGCUGACAACUGGCAGGAAGGCCAACGAUGGCAGCGAGCUUGGUUGUCUGGCAGAAUGGGCUCGGCACCACUACCAAUCAGGUGUGAGCAUCCUCGAUGUUAUAGACAGGAGCAUCAGAUAUGCUGGAUACCCUAGUGAGAUUGAGACCGUGUUCAGGCUAGGCGUGCAAUGUACCGGCACCUUGCCAUCAUCACGUCCAACCAUGAAGGAUGUGCUGCAGAUUUUGCUCAAGUGCAGCGAGCAGACGCUCCGGAAAAGCAGAAUGGAGUUUAGCAUGGAGUACUAAGCAGCUCCAUUCUUGCUGCCAUAGCGGAGCAGCUGUCCAGAACAGAUGUCCAACGGCAAAGGAAACAAGUAUCAUUGAAGAGAAGAGUGACUUGAAUUGCACUCCUUGAACUCUGAGGAUAAAACCUGACAUUGCACGUAGGACAUAUUCUGUUUUCAGAAAUUGAUAGGACAUACUUUUCACAGUCGAGUUGCAGUAGUAGGCGUGUGUGAGUAUUUUCGAGUCGUUCUUGUAUCCUCUGUUUUAUGUAAGGCAAAUUUCUUGCCGUCUUUUUGGGGAAAAAAAGACAUGCUAGAUUUAUGACAAUCAAGUUCAUUCAA